AGAAAAUUUUUUAUAUGCAUUCCUCAUAACAGUAACACAAUAACAACAUUUAUAAUAAUAAUAUAUAAUUCCUUUAGGUAUAUAUUUUUAACCAGAAAAGAAUAUCCAAUGCAACAGCAUAUAACAGCAGAUCUGUGCCAACUAACGUCAAUAAAAGCCUUAUAAUAUUUAUAGAACAACGUGAACAUAAAUGGGAAAACAAUUAAACUAAAUUCUGAAACUUGCCAAUAAAUGCAAAAUGUGGGAAAAUGCCGAUAAUGUAAAAAAAGCCUGUACAGUUUUGACUGAACACGCGCGUAAAGAGAGACGAGAGAAAAGACCUACCAGCUCCACAUAAUAACCCCAUUAUAAGCCUCAUCAAUGAUGUAAUGAAAGCAAACAGUGUGAAAAUUGCCUGUAAACAGUUGGAUCUGAGUCUCCUGAUGAAUUCAGUGUCUCUUUUAAUCAAAGAGAUGGGGCGAGGAGGAGGGGGUGAGUGAGUGUGUGUGGGGGGGUCUACCUUCCUCUCCGCAAACCCGUCAACACCCAAAAAGCCCCCUCAACCAAUGAAGACUUGUCACUAGGGACUCACGUGGACGGGGCGUCCUUAAAAACCUAGCUCCUGAGUUUUCCUCAAGUUCCAUUUUUUGAGAUUUCCUUCACAUUAUCCCAGUUGUGUCUAUUUAACCCGCGUUACCACUGUUUUACUGUGCGUAUCUUCUCGACUGCCACAGCCCACCCGUUUCGAGUCUCUUGUUGCAUCUUUCUGUUGGUGUAGAAUAUCUCUACCUUCCUCUACAAUCGAGCACCACACGGGUCACACCAGCGAACUACUUUUUAAGUGAUGACAAUUUCAGCAAUUGUGUCCUCGCUCUUCGUCAUUUGCAGGUCUUGAAUUCCACUUGCAAUACUCGCUGCUGUCUCUGUCCGUGGUGCUGAAAGGUGGUGCUGAAUCGCUUGACUAUUUAACUUGCACUAACGCUGCUUCACUGCCUCUAAUCAUUGCAGUUUUUUUUGUCAAUAUUUAAAAUAAGUUGAUCAAUAAUUUAGAAGUCGUACCGGCGAGUUUUCAUUUUCUAACAAAGAAAACAUAUGGACAAACUCGCCAACAGAGCCUAGCUGCAUCCAAUUCAUGAAUAGUGUUGUAUUUAGGACAAAAUAGUUGGAUGCAGAGUCGAUUUUGUAGCCUACUCUUAUAUAACUCCGAGAACCCGGAGAUGUUGCUAUUUUGACAAGUAUAAUAAUAAAUUAAGAAGAGGAGAAAACAUCUUGGUUGAAUAUAUGUGAUUUCCGAAUCAUUUUGGGAUUUUCCUGCUGGAUAAAUUCAGGCAAAGUCUCAUCUCAGCAAUCAUCUGAACUUGCUUGCCUCGAAUACCAAUGAUAGUUUGAGUUGAGGCCUCGAAGAACUUAGCUGUGCUGGUAAACAAUGGAGGCAUCCACCAAUGGGUCCAGCUUUGGGAUCGACUCUUUACUUUCCCACAGACCUGGAAGUCCGGUCAUGUCGAAGGGGGACAGUUUGGUGGGAGAGUGCCGGUCACCGCUGGAGUUCAGCCCGAGGUCUGACCUAGAGAGCGGCUGCUCGUCUCCCCCGUCGCCGAGGAGGGAGUGUGUGGAUGAGGCAUUGCAGAGGCAAGGUCAUGCUAUCGGGUUGCCGCCCCAUCUCCAACACGGACAGAUCUCCGCCGGGUCACAGCCGCGGACCGUCACCUCAUCCUUUCUGAUCAGAGAUAUUCUAGCUGACUGCAAACCGCUAGCCGCCUGCGCCCCAUACUCCAGUAAUGGCCAGCCAACUCAAGAAACGGGGCGACUUGCCUCCAAGCUCGCAGAUGACUUCAUGGACAAAAUCCAUAGCAACUCAUCGUCAGACAGCGAAUACAAAGUGAAAGAGGAAGGAGACCGAGAGAUCUCGAGCAGUAGGGACAGUCCGCAUCAUGUUCGGAUGAAGAAACCCAGGAAGGCGCGAACAGCCUUCACUGACCACCAGCUGGCCCAGCUCGAACGCAGCUUCGAACGGCAGAAGUACCUGAGCGUGCAAGACAGGAUGGAACUGGCCGCUUCCCUCAACCUCACAGACACACAAGUCAAAACCUGGUACCAGAACAGGAGAACAAAGUGGAAGAGGCAGACGGCAGUUGGACUGGAACUGUUAGCGGAGGCUGGAAAUUACUCAGCCCUUCAGAGAAUGUUUCCUUCGCCCUAUUUCUACCCUCAAAGCCUGAUGUCCAACCUGGACCCCGGAGCGGCGCUCUACCUGUACAGAGGCCCCUCAGCGCCCCCUCCGGCUCUGCAAAGACCUCUCGUUCCGCGGAUUCUUCUGCAUGGUCUGCAAGGGGGUAGUGAACCACCCCCUCUCCCCCCUCUCUCCGGUGUGCUUCCCCGGCCAACACAGCAGCGGUGAGCCGGUCGCUCCGGAUAUAUGCCAUACCUGGCAGACUAGGACUCUAUGUGAUAGAGAGAAAAAAAACUAUUUAAAACGGUGACAAAAGAAGUCAUGGUAUUAAACAAUGAACUUCAUGACUGAAUCUCGAACUAUCUAAAGUGGAUAGGUUUUUACCAUGCUGAAGUUCUUUAUUUAUUUAUUUUUCUCUAUGCAUUUAACUUAUAUAUUUAUAUUUGUGUUUACCAUACCUUCAGUGUGGGCUACAUCAGAAAGGGCACGAUAGUUUUACUGAAAUAAUCGUUGCUGGCACCAAGGCUUAUGACAAUGGCACUUUUACUCAGAAUCAUAAAGAUAUUAUUAUUAACAUCAUUAUUAUUAUUAUGCUAAGUUGUCAGGAUACAAUUAUUU
Molecule: messenger RNA, 2767 nt
Organism: Oncorhynchus kisutch (coho salmon)
Lineage: Eukaryota; Metazoa; Chordata; Actinopteri; Salmoniformes; Salmonidae
Gene: barhl1b
Product: BarH-like homeobox 1b
Exons: 3
Coding region: 1406-2377 (323 amino acids)
Biological process (GO): regulation of DNA-templated transcription
Molecular function (GO): DNA-binding transcription factor activity, RNA polymerase II-specific; DNA binding
Source: RefSeq, a predicted model, not a curated record